Molecule: messenger RNA, 1634 nt
Organism: Diabrotica virgifera virgifera (western corn rootworm)
Lineage: Eukaryota; Metazoa; Arthropoda; Insecta; Coleoptera; Chrysomelidae
Exons: 7
Coding region: 171-1316 (381 amino acids)
Source: RefSeq, a predicted model, not a curated record
UAUGGUGGUGUAUGCAAACGCUAGACGGCAUAAUGCCGUCUUCCGUUAGUUUACGUUUGUUUCCUGUUUUUCUUGAUCCAUCGUGUUCAAGGAGUUCGCUUUUUUCCAUCCAUUGGCUCCUUGUUUAUUAAAUUAGUUUAUAUUUGGAUUAUUUCUUGUUUUAGGUAAAAAUGUAUUCUGUAAUAGAAUUUAAACAAGAAGAAGAUGGUGGUGGACUAUCUAUAGUAAAUUCAACUUGGUUGACACCUAGAAAAACUGAAGUAUGUUGGCCCCCUAUAAAAGAUAACGUUCAAUUUAAAAAAGUGCUACGCAAACUAGAACCUGAAAUUGAUGAAACUUGGAAGAUAUAUGGUGUCCAGAAAAUUUUUUAUUCAACAGAUGAUUUUGAAAAGGCCACAAAUAAAUUAAAAAGAGCAGAAAUAACAUCUGAUCUACAAACUGAUCUUGAGGAUGAUAAUACCAGACCCAGAAGAAAGAUCCUGAAACGAAAAUUUAGUUUGGAUGAGGACAGCAACGACCAGGUUUCGCUAUUUAAGCCUGGCAAAAAGUCGAAGCAAAUUUUACCAUGGCCUCCACCUGUGGGAAUUAAUAAACUCUAUACAAAUCCAAGAGGAUCGUCUCAAGAAUUGGAAUCUGGGACAGAUGAGUCUGACCCUGGCAUUCCUUCUGGCUCUCAAUUUAUGAAAAGCAUAUCCACACCAAGGGAUAAGUUAUCAUUUCAGAUAUCUACACCAAAAUCUUCAUCGUCUUUUGGUAGGCAAGAAGCAACUGAAAUACAAACACCGACUCUGAACGAGUCUCUAAAUUUUGAUAAUAGUCUUCAGGAUACAAAUGGAUUGAAGGUUCUACUUAAACAUAUAUUAACAAUUAAGGAACAGAACAGAAAAAUUCUAAAUAUUUUGGAGAAAUCAAAACCAUUUGAAAAUUCAGAUUUACCUGAUGACUUCAAAAUAAAAUUGCCAAUAGAAUCCUUACAAGACCUGGAAGAACUAGAGAUAUAUUUGACAGAAGAAGAGAACUUCAACACUUUUAAAUCAUACUGUGCCUCAAUUUCAAACCUGAAAGAUGUUACCCAGAAGAAUAAUAGGAUAUUAAGAUCUCUUUUGACAGAUAAUAUUGCGAAGCAUUUUAAUUACUUCGGUAACAACCGGCGGCAAGACAGAGUAUCAAAUAAGCGACCAUUUAAUCAACUGCGCUUAAACAAAGUGGUUCUAGAUGCGGUAAAACAAGGAACUGACUUUACAACUCAUGAAGUUGAGAACGCUAUUAAGCGCUGGUUAAAACAUGCUCCUAACCGUAACAAGAAAAAUUACUAAUUUGGAAUUGUUUUAAUUUUAGUUUUUUAUUUGAUUAAACAUGCAAAGGUUUUAUAAAGAAACUGUAGGUGAACGCCAAAUGUGUAGGAGGGUGGCUAAGGAACUUAAAAAUACGAUUGAAGGUCUUAAUAGUAAUUUAAAUCAGGCUUCUUCCCUUGUUAGUAAAACAGUAGUACAUAGUGAUACCGUUUAGUAAGUUUUUAAGGAUAAGUAUAAAAUUUGCAAGAUGUUGAUGUAUAAAAUGUAACAUCUUUAUUUAAAAAUAGUCAAAAAAUUUAAAAAUAAAAAUAUUCUCGAUUAUGUUCAAAAAAAUUUAAA